AUGGCCAUGAAUCAUUUCUCCCAAGAGCACCCCCAGGCCUGGCCCUGGGGUGUGGCCAUGUACACAAACCUACACUACCACCACCACUACGAGAAGGAGCACCUGUUCGAGAAGACCCUGACGCCGAGCGAUGUGGGCAAGCUCAACAGGCUGGUGAUCCCCAAGCAGCACGCCGAGAGGUACUUCCCUCUCAGUGGCGACUCCGGUGAGAAAGGCCUUAUCUUGUCCUUCGAGGACGAGGCUGGCAAGCCAUGGCGGUUCCGGUACUCGUACUGGACGAGCAGCCAGAGCUACGUGCUCACCAAGGGCUGGAGCCGGUACGUCAAGGAGAAGCAACUUGACGCCGGCGACGUGGUGCACUUCGAGAGGAUGCGUGGUUUUGGCUUGGGCGACCGCCUAUUCAUCAGCUACAGGCGUCGUGGUGAGAGUGUAACGGUGGCUGCGGCACCGCCACCACCUGCCGUGCGCGUAGUGGCGCCUGCACAGAGCACUGGCGGAGAGCAGCAGCCUUGGAGCCCAAUGUGCUACAGCACAUCAGGCUCAUACCCAACCAGCCCGGCCAAUUCCCAUGCCUACCGUCACUCGGUGGACCAUGAUCAUAGCAACAUGCAACAUGCAGGAGAAUCUCAAUCGGACAGAGACAACAGGAGUUGCAGUGGGGCUUCAGCACCGUCGUCACGGCGGCUCCGGCUGUUCGGCGUGAACCUUGACUGCGGUCCGGGACCGGAUCUGGAGCCAGAGACACCAACGGCAAUGUACGGCUACAUGCACCAAAGCCCCUACACUUCCAAUAACUGGUUAGCAUUGAAAAUCCAUCAGAAUUUGACGCGGGUAGUCCAUAACAACAUGAUGAGGAGAUUUAAGACUAUGCUUGCAGAAUCCAAACAACCAAAGUAG
Molecule: messenger RNA, 897 nt
Organism: Miscanthus lutarioriparius
Lineage: Eukaryota; Viridiplantae; Streptophyta; Magnoliopsida; Poales; Poaceae
Source: the annotation of a GenBank genome assembly